Molecule: messenger RNA, 1460 nt
Organism: Gracilinanus agilis (Agile Gracile Mouse Opossum)
Lineage: Eukaryota; Metazoa; Chordata; Mammalia; Didelphimorphia; Didelphidae
Gene: NLRC4
Product: NLR family CARD domain containing 4
Biological process (GO): detection of bacterium; defense response to bacterium
Source: RefSeq, a predicted model, not a curated record
GCUUAUUGUUCAUAGGAGAGAAUACAGGUAUUUUUGCAAAUAUCCCUUCUAAGUAGAACUCUCCAUUUUCAGGAGUUUUAUGUGUGUAGUUCCCUUCAUUUUACCCAUGUAGAAACACUGUAUCCAAAUAUUAGGAAAUUAAAUAACACCAAUGAUAACAGACUAGAGGGAUGGUAAUCUUUUUUAGUAUUACUUUAUGAGAUUUAAAAAAUUCCCCAAAGACAGAGGAAAUUUUCUCUUUAGUUCAGUUUCGGAAAAGAAAAACAAAAAACAAAAGACUUCACUCUUGUGACCAGUUUAAAAGAGGCAAGAUAGGACGUCAGAAAAUAGGAAUGAACCCAAGUGCAACCUUUUGAACCAAGCCAAGCAAUAUGUUUAUGUAUUCUGCAUUUUAUAUACAUUGAUUAUAGAAGAUAGUCAGCUUUAUCCUCCUUUCUACUAGCUCAGUUUGCUUUUUUCACCCACCUCCCUCUUUUCAAAUUCUCAUAAUAGAACCAACCCACAUCCAAGUCCUCGGUUUCUCUUAUUGAAAUUCUUCAGCAUCUUUUGAAGAUAUUAAGGGUCUCCAGAGAUAACUGUUUCUUAGCUUACCAGUAACUCCUCUAUAAAUUCAUGCUGAAGUAUAAUUUACUCUAGAAGUUUUAUGUUCUUGUUUCUUUUUUAAUCCACUGACAGCUGAAGGCCUGAUGAUCCUGAAGAAUUUGCAUUUCUUUGACCCAUUUGUCUGGUGCUGGAAAUGGAGUUGUGUUUAUGUUGUGAUUCGAGGUUAUGAUCUUAAAGAAAUCCAAUUCAUUUCCUGUUUAAUAGCUAGUGGUAUGAAAACUCUAGGUAACUGUUACCUUCUGCUUCCUUGGGUAACGUGGGAAGGAAAUUCUCCUCCCCAUUAUGUUCUGACAACACUGCUGCUCUCCUGGGGCUGCGACGUGCAUCUGUGCCUGACAAGACUUCUAGAGUGCUUGCAAUCACUGCCGCAGUUCAUUGCAGUUGGCUUAAAGGAAUGGAUUCUUACAGAUGCUGAGAUACAAAUCUUGGUCUAUGAUCCAGCAGCAUUGGCCACCUUCUGGUUCCUGCAAAAACAUGGCUUUCAAGGAACUAAUGUUUGCUUCAAACUAACACUAUUAUUAUUUCUAUUCUUGGGGUCAUUUUUUGAGAAGAAACUUCUGGAAAACUUUCAGUGGUUGGAUUUGGCAAGAAAUUGUGAGAGCAGUAAUGGAUGGUUUACCUUUAUGGGCACAUUACUGAAUCUCAAGGAACUGAUUUUUUUUUUUUUUUUAAGUACCAAAGAAUUGCUUCCUGAUCCGCAGUUGGCCAGGAAAUGUGAUCAUCUAUAACCAAAGCUAAAUUAUUUGCAAGAAAUCAGACUGAUUAGAUGGCUAUGUUUAAUGAUGAUUUCAAUGUUAUUAAAUCUAGUAAAUGUAUUUAUUACUUUUUAAAACCCUUAAUUUCUGCCUUGCAAUCAA